GGAGAGGAGUUCCUGCACUGAUCGCCCGUCUGUCUCCGCUUUAUAUAUCGACAUCCACCUCGACGCUGAUCGUCAUAUUGCGUUCAGGGCAGUUGGCUGUCGGAGCACUGCAGUGCCGGAGAAACCCCGUGAAAACGACAGACAGGUCUCUGCAGUUUGCACCUGUCCCGACAGUCGGACGUGAAGCUCUUCGGUGGAUUGAGGCACAGGCGCCGCGGGAGGAAGAAGAUAUAACAGUCAGAUGCGGACUCUACUUUGAUAUCUUUUUAAUCCUCUGCAAAAGAAAUCCAUGGAAAGUUUAAAAAAGAUGGAAAAUCCCAUGGAUCAGAGUAAGGGCUUGAGCUACAAAAACAGUCUGGAACCUACGAAGAGGAAUGGUCUGAUCAAUACUAAAAACUUGGUGACAGAUACCAAAGAUGGGCUGGUAUCUCUCUACUCUGCUCCUCAGUACCACGGACAUAUAGUGGCCAAUUUUUCACCCCAGAACUUUGGGGAAAGGAGCAAAAGCGACUCAAACCAGCAACAGCUGCUCGACCCCAGUAUGCUACCACAGACAGUGGAUUCCCAUUACCGACCCAACAUAAUUUUGUACUCGGAGAGCAUGCUGAGGUCCUGGGGUGAGAACAUCAGUACUGACUGCUGUGAAACUACUUUCAUUGAGAGCAGAUCCCCCACCAAGGAAACCAUGGACUACACAGACAGCAAAUUUAUAGAUCUGUCAGCCGAGGACAUCAAAGUCCACACUCUGUCUUACGAUGUGGAGGAUGAUGAGGAGUUUCAAGAACUAGAGAGCGAUUACUCAAGUGAGACAGAAAGUGAAGACAAUUUCCUGAUGAUGCCGCCCAGGGAUCACUUGGGGCUCAGCGUCUUCUCCAUGCUCUGCUGCUUCUGGCCUUUGGGAAUUGCUGCCUUUUAUCUUUCACAUGAGACAAACAAGGCUGUGGCUAAGGGAGAAUACCACCAAGCAAGUUCCAGCUCCAGGCGGGCACUGUUCUUAGCAGUGCUCUCUAUCACCAUCGGGACUGGCAUUUAUGUAGGGGUCGCCGUGGCACUGAUAGCUUACCUGUCCAAAAAUAACCAUUUGUAAGAUCUCAACCCAAAGCCCCAUGGAAUGCAGCUGGGGACCUCCUGAACUGCACGUGCGACGUUGGAGUGAUGGGCUGGUUCGUGGCAGCAGUGCAGACAGAGCGUUUGAUAAAAACAACUCUUCCCGGUGUCGAAUAUAACAAAGUAUCUGCAUUUUCUCUCAACGUACAGUAUUGGCAGAGCAGUCACAAAGCACCCUUCCACUAAGUAAAUACAUGUCAUUUUAAAUGUAAAGGUUCAAAAUAAUCGUAAAUAAAAACAUGCCCUGUAGAGUCAACCGGUAAUCAGCUGAAGGUGGGAGCUCACCUGUAAGCAUGAAGAUGAGGCAGCUGAGAGAACAGGCAGAGGCUGGCUCAGAGCAGACAGGAUUUCUCUCCACUCAGAUUAGGAAAACACCCGAGCUUUAAACAACACCUCCCAAUGCUCAUGGCACAGCGGCUCAGCACUGAGCACGUGCUGCACUGAGUUAUCCUCUGCGGAAACAGUUUUAGCAUUCGCCAUGAAUUUAAUGAAGGGUGAAGAUUGCGACCUGUGGUGUCACUGGUGAUAAUUCUAGACCAAUGUCUAUAAUGAUCACAGUUGCGAUACCUUAUUUCCUUUCUCCCUCCUCCCCACCA
Callorhinchus milii (elephant shark) is the source of this 1703-nucleotide messenger RNA. RefSeq names its product synapse differentiation-inducing gene protein 1. The transcript has 4 exons. NCBI's taxonomy places the organism in Eukaryota, Metazoa, Chordata, Chondrichthyes, Chimaeriformes, Callorhinchidae. Gene Ontology annotation, biological process: positive regulation of synapse assembly; synaptic vesicle clustering. Gene Ontology annotation, cellular component: postsynaptic density membrane; intracellular membrane-bounded organelle; synaptic vesicle membrane. The record is from RefSeq and is a predicted model, not a curated record. Bases 290 to 1087 code for a protein of 265 amino acids.